Molecule: messenger RNA, 4873 nt
Organism: Anastrepha ludens (Mexican fruit fly)
Lineage: Eukaryota; Metazoa; Arthropoda; Insecta; Diptera; Tephritidae
Gene: ms(2)34Fe
Source: RefSeq, a predicted model, not a curated record
AUGGCCAGCAAAAACGUCCAGCCGAAGUCGCCGCUCAGCAGCAGCGUUUACAAGUUGUAUGCCAUCAAUUUCCAUACAAAUUCGCUAAGUUCUAUACGGGAUGAGUUCAGGAGACGCGUACAGUUGGGCGAUCGUAGACGGGUUAUAGUAAUCGACUUGGAAGAAGAAAAAAAGCUCUUAGCACUAAAAGUACGCAACACACAACGCUUCGACGAUUUCACCGUUGCACUGGCGGCCAUCGAGCGCUGCUGCAAUGAAUACGCGAAUAUGUCCAGAAAAAUUGAGGAGGAAAAUAAGUUUAACUUAAUCGAUUUUUGGUUGGGAAAUCUUAAUGUGCCCACUGGUGCAACCCUGUUAAGAAAGUCGAGCGUAGCAAUCAAGAAAGGACCGGUGAAGUCACCGAAAGCCCCAGACACAUUCGCCCCUGAGAAGCGGUCAAAAGGUUCAAGAACUGCAACUAAUAAGAAGUCCGUUAUAAGUUUUCCCGUGUGUCCACAACUGGUGCCAAAGGAGCACAAUACAGUGGGGCGUCCACCAAUGCUAUCUAAGAGGAGGUACAUACAAGACGAACCGGAGCAAUCGAAACUAUUCAUAAUAAUCAUUGGCGAUAUGGACAAUGACUUUUAUUUAAGAUUGCUAAGCAAGAAGGAACCACUUGAAGCUAUUGUGCACUUUCUGCCCGAAGAAUCCGGUUACGAUUUACUACUUCCCCAUCCGGAGACCAAAGAACUACUCGCGCACACCAUUGAGGAGAUACAAGAAGAAAUCUUCGAAAUGCGCCCAUUGGCCAUUACAAAAUCCACCGGUUACAUGCAACAUUAUUUACCAGUAAUUUCGCGCUGCCUCGCGGAAAAGUACACACAGCAGAUCUACGACCAACUUAGCUACUACUUGUACGAUAUCGAGUUGCUGUAUCAACAAUACCAACACUACUAUAUCGAACCAUUUAGAAUAACCAAUGUCGCAAUGCCAGCGGGUGUAAAUGUGCAAGGAUUACAAGAAAUCGCCGAAUCGCUAACCAUGCAGGGAGCCUAUAUAAAAGCACCACUACCCGGUGUGGCCAGCGAUCAGGCAACAAUCUCCAUGUACUUGGAGGGCCUUCUGAACCAAAUAGCACAACGUACACGCAAGCUAACACCGCAACAGGCCCAGCUCACCACACUGCCAUACACAAAAACCAGCUGUUUAGAUUUGAACAUGGAUUUACGCGAUGUCUACACGACGGCCUUUGAUAGUAUUUUGAAGUUGAAAUAUUUUGAACGUUUAUGCAUUGCAGAGAACAAUGAAUUGCUGCACGAGCUGCUCUUGUAUACGAACACUGCAUCGUUCGAACGAAUACACUACACCAGCCUGGAGUACAAUGCGAUGCGAGCGUACAUUGAUAAUGACUGUGUGGAAAAUGUAUUCAAGAUACAGGCAUACGAAGAACUAUCCGAUAGAGAUCUUCUUCCACUGCCAUAUUAUGCAAAGCUAUACUUUGGUGAGAAUACAGUGAAACAGCAUCUCCAGAAUUGGUUGGUAAAAUACAAUACUUACGAGGUGGAUGAGAUUAUGCCCGGCUGUAAGUUGUACCACUUCAAAUGCAACUACAAUGAAGUGUAUGAGGAGCAGGAAGUUGCAGUGUUGCCAUCGCCUUUGUGCUUUCGCGAUUUCACACUCUUUCAAAUGGAGGCCUUUUUAGAGGCUUUAGUAACGCCGGAAAUGUUAAAGACACAAGACCCAAAAAUUGACGGGCCCACAAAAAGUUUCACAAAACAAAGUACACUGGAAACGAAUAUCAAUAGAUUAGACUUGUCUAUAUUCAUACGUCCAACUUCGCUAAAAUGGCAAAAGGUCAGACGUUACAUGGAGUCACAAUUUGCGCGUGCUACCAGCUCAACUUUUAUACCGGAACAGAGAGCCACUCAAAUAUCGAUGCGAAAGGAAACUUCGAAGAUGAAUGCAGUGCCCGGAUUGCCACGCGAUCACCCGCUACUCAAGGGGUACAAUCUAGAGGACAUACGUCAAGAGAUACAGAUAAAGAACUCAAGCUAUUACUUUCAGGAAGGUGCCCUGGAAUUGUACGAGGAGCGUUGGUGUUUCACAGAUAUGAAUAAGAAUUUAUUGUUCACAGUUAAUGGCAAUAUAUUCAAUAUCUUUCGACCACGUUUUUGGAACACCUGUGUCUCACCAUGUCUACGCUUCACGAACAAGAACAACAUUUCUGUGCGUGUGCUGAAUAAGGAAGAGGAAUGUGCGAAGAUUGUAAUCAACUAUCCCAAUGGCUUGGCAAUCUAUCACCAUGAGACCUAUGCCGAACAGGAAUGGUAUACAGGAGAAACGGUGAACGGUGAGCAACGACGCAUGUAUGUCGCCGAAGGAGCUGUUAUUGUGCAUUAUCAAAGCGAGGAUCUAAUUAUGGUGAUGCGUUAUAAUGGUGAAGUUUAUCGUUUAUACCAAUAUGAGUUUCCUGAAGGCGAGGAAGAAGAGUUGAAUGAAAUGACAGAAGAAUUAGAUCCUACACUCAAAAUAGAACUAAGAGAUAGCACAGUGAACAGGGCACAAACACGCCGAACACAGAGGGCGAGUAAAAAGGAAAAAGAAAUGGAAAACCAAAAUGAAAAAGAGAAGGGCAACGAAAAGGAAGAAAAAGCUACUUUUCGGGAGUCAGUGCGUGUGCGAAGCGGAGCGGUUUCAGCGAAAAAAUCAAGAUCUUCAAAACUUUCCGAUGGAUCAACAUUACAAAAAUCUAUAGUACUAGAAGAGCGUGUUAAACGUAAAACUGCAAAGAAUUUACUAAUUGAGUCAAUCGACAAUGAACUGAAAUUUCUCAAUGAGUUAUCAAACAAAUAUGGUCUAACAUAUCUACACCUGAUUGUGACCACAUCGAUGGGACUUAUUAUUAAUUUAACACAUCGCGGAAAGGUCUACAAAGGACACUCUUCGCCCACCCUGGAAUGGCAUGAUUAUUUCGCGAACGAAAGUUAUGCCCAACGUGGCGAUGGUGUACGCAUGAUUUGGACAGCUGACUCUUUAAAGUGUUAUCACGAAGAUGGCACUGUUUUAAUAACAACACAGGCAGAAAGAAUCGAGCUAUUCAGCUUUGACACAGAAACUGCGAUCACACUGAGUUCGUCGCACAUGGAAGAAGAAUAUGGUGGUGGUGACUUCGAUGACUCUUCGGUAAAUUUUAAAAACAAAUUGAAAAUAUCUACAGUUUCAAAAUCAUUUUCCUACCUUAGACCAACCACUUACUCAUUGAAGGUCGACUCGAAGGAUAGCAAAAUUGGUAAAAAACCAGCACCCCAAAAACCACUUCCGAGGUCAAUAUAUACACGUUCACGCGUCUUUAAUACCUUUUCACAAUAUCUAAUGCACGGUGGUGAAGGAGAAGAGGAGCAUAGAAUUGAUGAUCCGUCGUAUGUGACAUAUCGCAACGACAGCUUCAAUGUGCUGCAUAAAAGAUAUGCUGAGGUAAAAAUCGAACUGUAUGAAGUGCCAAUUAACAAUAUUGUCGUCAGUAUAAUGGCUAUUGAUGGUAUAUAUGCAUAUAUCUACAAAGAAAUACCUGUGAGCGAGAACGUAAUUUUGGACGAAUACAACGAAAUACCAAGUUUUACCAAUACGAUGGGUGGUAGUGCCACUGACAGCACACAAAUGCAUGCACCAGUUACGAAAAGCAGUUCCAUUCAUACAGAUGGUAUUGAGUUGCGUAAUUCUGCUGAUUUGAGUCAGACGAUCGAGCAAGAGAUUAUAGUGCAGACAGUGGUGAAAGUUAGCUUUGGUGAUGAUUUUGCUAUGUCCACCACCGAAGAUGCAUGUGAACUUACAAUGGAUUUGGAACGUUAUGAUGAGGAGAAGGGUAAAGUGCACGAUACUCUGGAAAUACGUUUCAAUUACGUGAAAAAUAUCGCCGACCUCUUUCAAUACUUUGUCGAUCAGAUAUCAAAAUUUAAGAAUUACCAAAAACCCCAGUCGAAGGAGUUUUAUUUUUUGGAACAUCAAAAUGCGCAAUGCAACAUAACAGGCUUCCGCUUUGUUUGUGAUCUACCAAAGUCGGUAGAGUAUAGCUUUUCAGCCAGCAAUACUUUCACGGAACUUAAAAAGCUUAAUAAUAUUAAUGAAAAAAUGACCAACGAUUAUCCUUGGUUCGAUAAGGAUAUGAAGAAAUUUCCACGUUUUCUUCCUUUGAAGAGAGAACAUGUGCCGCCAAUAAAUGAAACCUUUCCGCUCGUUUUACUAACCAACAUGUAUGUUAAAAUCCCACCACAAUUAUGCAAUACUGCCGAGAUACACAAAUUCGUGGAGCCCAUUGAAGAUUUCACUUUCAAGAAGACGGAACGCUACUUGCGCGAUGCGCUCGAAUAUUAUUUACGACCACGGAUACGUAUUGAAUUGGCAAGACUCUGGAGUGCAAAUAAUUGGAAAUUAAAACAUGAAAAACAUAAACAACGGCUGGUACGCGAACAGCAACGCACUGGGCUGUACAAGGCGAUGUUGCGGCAUAAUGUUUUCCCGAAGUACAAGCAAUUCUCUCAAGAAUUCGAUAGUCACGUAAAGAAUAUUGACUUUUUCCAAUUUGUAAUACUGCGUUGCUACAAGCCGGAGAAGGUGGAAGACGAACGAUUAGCUAAAGAGCAGAAAUUUAAGAAAAAGAUAGGCAGAGGUAAAACACCGGUUUUUAUAACACCUUCCGAGCCUCAGAAAUCCCCCGAUAGUGGAUUACAAUGGAGGUAUUCAAAAGCAAAAUAUCGUGGUCGAAACCCUCCAAAAUGUAUAACCACUUUAACUCACACAACAGCUGAUCUCGAUGCUUAGAAAAUUAUUUUUAUGUGACUAUUUUGUACAAUUAACAUUAAAUGAAACCAACUACGGUUAUAUUUAUUCUUUUCUC